This is a messenger RNA of Anopheles marshallii, 1125 nucleotides long. It is a transcript of the gene PGAP5, whose product is annotated as metallophosphoesterase 1 homolog. Gene Ontology annotation, biological process: GPI anchor biosynthetic process. NCBI's taxonomy places the organism in Eukaryota, Metazoa, Arthropoda, Insecta, Diptera, Culicidae. Gene Ontology annotation, molecular function: hydrolase activity. The coding region runs from base 1 to 1125 and encodes 374 amino acids. The transcript is spliced from 3 exons. The record is from RefSeq and is a predicted model, not a curated record.
AUGAAGCUUAAAACUCUGCUCUUUCGGCUACUGCUUAGCAUUAUAUCGUUGGUUGUGUUUAACGAGUUCGUUGUUUACUACAUUGUGCUGUUAAAAUGUCAAUGGCCAUCUAAACCUGCUGCCGUGAAUGGACUGGAACCUGUGAGCGUAAUGCUGCUAGCAGAUACACACCUGCUAGGUCCAGUGAGAGGCCACUGGUUCGACAAGCUUCGGCGCGAAUGGCAAAUGCAUCGAGCCUUCCAGUCAGCCGUCACGCUGUUUCAGCCGGAAGCGAUCUUCAUUCUGGGAGAUGUGUUCGACGAAGGGAAUUGGGUAAAUCAGAAGGAAUUUGACAACUAUAUUGAACGAUAUCGCAAGCUAUUUCACACUCCACGGGGUGUAGCUCUACAUAGUAUUGUGGGAAAUCACGACAUUGGCUUCCAUUACGCCACACGACCCAACCUGGUGCAACGAUUCGGAGACCACUUUAACAAUACCGGCGUAUCGCUGAUCAGCCUAAGAGGCGUUCAUUUCGUAGCGAUUAAUUCGAUUGCGAUGGAGGGCGAUGGAUGUUAUCUGUGCGAGAAGGCAGAGAAAGAGCUAAAAUCGAUCGAGACAAUCUUCAAGUGUGGUAGAGGAGUAGGGCAGUGCAAGGAUGUUCCGAAGCUGGAAGAGUACAGCAGACCAGUUGUGCUGCAGCACUUUCCGAUGUAUCGGGAGUCGGAUAAAGAGUGCCAGGAGCAUGAUUCACCGCAAGUGGACCUGUACCGCGAGAGAUGGGAAGUGCUGUCGAAGGAAUCGACCGAUUUGAUUGGUGAUUUGCUUACUCCGAGGCUAGCUUUCAGCGGUCACUCGCAUCACUACUGCCAUAUGUUGAAGAAUCGCAUUAAGAUAGAAGAAUACACGCUACCUUCGUUCAGUUGGCGUAACAAGAACAAUCCCAGCUUUAUAUUGGCACGCAUAUCGCUAAAAGAGUACACCGUAUCACGGUGCCGGAUGCCGGAAGAGAACACCAUUGUAACGAUAUACCUUGUGGGAGGAAUUUUAAUACUUCUCGUAUCUACUUUAAAAAUAGCCGGCAUAAUCGGGCAACUGUGGUCAUUCCUUUGCCGGGGUCGCAAAGAUUACAAAAAACUUACCAAAUAG